CCCAGACCAUCUGCGCUAGCAUGUCUGCGGCAUGUCGCCCACAGCAGCAGCAGCAGCAGCUUGGCUCCCGCACCCAGCUCCAUCCCGCAGCCUCUGUGAGCCCCGGCCUCUUGUGCAGGGAGACGGAGGCUCCCAGCGCCAGAGGAGGAGGGGCUGUGAGAACCGACGACUGGAAGUAACCACAACUUAACAGAACACUUACUAGCUAUAGGGCACGAAUCGUGGUGUCUUGCAGGCGCCCUCUCAGGCUGUGGAUCGGGGACGCAGACCUGCAUUGCCGAGGGACCGCCGCCUUUACAGGUCCGGAAACAGCCGGGACCCCUGGAGGGCCUGGAAGGGGAAGAGUCUCAGUGUCUGGGCCCCCAGGGGAUGCUGGGCCGCAUGGUGAGGCCGUUCCACGCCAGUAUGAACCCCGAAGGGGAUGUGGAGUUGUCGCAGUAUCUGGCAGGAUGGAGGGAGCUAGUCAGGUUCCUAAUUCCCCUCGGCUCCAUCUACGCCUUCGCCACCAGUGAGGCCUUCGCCAAAGUGACUGCCCUCGAGGCUCUGGUGCAUGUUCCCAGCCUAACAGCAACUCGGGGCCGCCUCUCCCUCUCUGAUUCCCAGACGGGCUCCGGAGCCUGACGUCCAGACCGUUUCUCAAGGGCUUUCUUUUCCUUCUCCCCCUGGAACGGAGACUCCGGGGAGCGGGGGAGACCACGGCCGUCCGUCAGCGCCAGAGGCCCGGCAGAGGCGGGGCGCGAGGCGGCUGCGCCUCCCUGCCGGGGCUCCCACCGUCUCGAACGGACAGUGCGGUCAGUACUGUCGAAGCCGCGUGAUCGCGGGCCUCCGGCGGCCAGGAAACUCCGGGAGGCGGAGCUCCUCCGUCUGCGCCCCCGCGCCCAGGCCCGAGCCUCGUCGAGGGGGCGGUCAGGAGCGUGGGAAAACGGAGAAGGAAAGCGAAAGACAGUCCCUUGGGCUUAUCUAGCUCGGCGCGGGGAUGCCAGCUCCCCCCGCCCUCCGCAGGUCAGUUGGCUGGACCUCCUCCCUGAGAGGCUCUCCCUUUCCUCGCCGGGGUCAGUCACACGGCCGGGGCGAUCGCUGCAGGCAAGUCCGCGCGCCCCGCUGCGCAGACACUGGCCGGGGCCGCGCGGGACACGCGGGGGCGUGGCCACCCGGGAGCGGGCCGGGGUCUCGGGAGCCUGACGUCACGCCCCACCCCGAGGUAUUUACCUUUGAAAGUGGUGGCGGCUACAGGUACCGGAGUAGAGGAGCGGCGGGGAGGGGCUCACCGCCAAGCCGAUCCAAGCCCAAGGGAUGCCCUGGCUCCUACACCCUUCUCCCACAGCCCACGGGACUCUUCCCUCCUCACCAAACCCUUUCCCAUAGGGUUAGCUCUCCUCACCUCCAUCCUCAGUUCAAACCCUACCUCUGACGGCUUGAGCCUCAAAUUUGCAGCCUCAAAUACCAUCUCCUUUCUGACGACUCAUCCUUAACCCUAAUCACCCACUUUCAAGUCUGGCCCCCAUUUCAUCCCCAACUCCCAUCCUCAGCCCUGAAAACUCCUUUCUCACUCCGAACACUCACCCAUAGAUUCCACCCUGAGGGACCCUCAAACACAGCCCGCCCCCAUUUUGUGACCCAGCCCUAAACUCUCACCAGGAUCUCUCCCUCACUAUUUAUCCCUUCCUCAGCCCAGUGUGGGCCCAGGCGCUGUGCCCCUGAGGACAUGGAAUUUGUGUCUGGAUACCGGGAUGAGUUCCUUGAUUUCACCGCCCUCCUCUUUGGCUGGUACCGCAAGUUUGUGGCAGAGCGUGGGGCUGGGCGGACCAGCCUCGAGGGUCGCUGGCGACAGCUGGAGGCUCAGAUCAGAAGGCUGCCCCAGGACCCUGCCCUCUGGGUGCUCCACGUCUUGCCCAACCGUAGUGUGGGCAUCAGCCUGGGACAAGGGGCAGAGCCAGGCCCUGGACCUGGCCUGGGAGCUGCUCGGCUCCUGGGAGAUGAGCUCCUACUCCACCUGCGAGAUCUAAGCCCCUAUGUCAGCUUUGUCAGCCUGGAGGAAGGAGAGGAAGGGGAGGAGGAGCGAGAGAAUGGAGAGGAGGGUGUGGGCAUGGAGAAGGCAGAAACAGAGGAUGGGGAGCCAGCCCCCACCAGCAGGGAGUCUCCCCAGGAAGCAAGUCCUGGAGGGGAGCCAGAGGAGGCUGAGCAGGAGGCAGGAGGUGGCGAAGAUGGCUGCCGAGAGGACAGGGCAGAGAUGGAGCCGGGGCCUGAGAGGAGGAAGGGACGGACAAGUGAGGCUGCACCCCUGCACCUUUCCUGCCUCCUACUGGUGACAGAUAAACAUGGCACCAUCUUGGGCAUUGAUCUGCUAAUGGAUGGAGCCCAGGGGACUGCAGGCAGGGGCUCAGGGACAGAGAACCUGGCUCCCCGGGCCUAUGCUCUCCUCUGCCACAGCAUGGCCUGCCCCAUGGGCUCUGGAGACCCCCGAAAGCCCCGACAGCUUACGGUGGGAGAUGCCCAGCUGCAUAAAGAGCUAGAGAAUCUGGUCCCCAGACUGGGAGUGAAAUUAGCCAAGACUCCAAUGCGGACAUGGGGUCCCCAGCCAGGCUUCACUUUUGCCUCCCUUCGGGCUCGAACCUGCCACGUUUGUCACAGACACAGCUUUGAAGUGAAGCUGACACCCUGCCCCCAGUGUGGUGCUGUCUUGUACUGCGGAGAGGCUUGUCUCCAGACCGACUGGAAGCGGUGCCCAGAUGAUGUGAGUCACCAAUUUUGGUGCCCAAGGCUUGCAGCCUUCAUGGAGCGGGCCGGAGAACUGGCGACUCUGCCUUUUACCUACACCGCAGAGGUGACCAGUGAAACCUUUAACAAGGAGGCCUUCCUGGCCUCGCGGGGCCUCACUCGUGGCUACUGGAUGCAGCUCAGCAUGCUGAUAUCAGGCCCUGGCACCCCCAGGCACCCCCGGGGCAGCAUGCCAUCCCUCAGCCUUCUUCUCCGUGGAGAUCCCUACCAGCUUCUCCAGGGGGACGGGCCUGCCCUGAUGCCUCCUGUGCCCCCAGAUCCACCCAGGGGCCUCUUUGGCUCAUGGCAGGACUACUACACAUGGCGGGGCCUCAGCUUCGACUCCCCCAUGGCCGUGCUUCUCACCUACCCACUGACGGUGUACUAUGUCAUCACCCACCUGGUGCCCCAGUCCUGUAAGCAGAGCCGAGGCCCGGGGAGGAGUGCAUGGAGCAGGGGGGACGGGGAGCUGGUAGGGAACAGCAGGUGGCGGGGAGGAGACCAUAUUCUGAAAUGGCUAGCUUGUCACCCAGUCCCUGAGCUGAACAUCCAGAACAAACAGUCACUGAAAAUCCAUGUAGUGGAGGCCGGGAAGGAGUUUGACCUUGUCAUGGUGUUUUGGGUAAGUCUCUCCGGGCUUGAAGGUUGGGCCUUUGGGUGUGGAGAUGGACGAAGGGUGGGACCCAGAUCUGUCCUGUCUGUCCUUCAGGAGCUCCUGGUCUUGCUCCCCCACGUGGCCUUGGAGCUGCAGUUUGUGGGUGACGGCCUGCCCCCCGAGAGUGACCAGCAGCAUUUUACCCUGCAGAGGGAUGGCCCCGAAGUACCUGUCCGCUCUGGUUCUGGGGUAUCAGCACGGCUCAACUCUGGGACUAAGGAGAAGGGGGGCCGCAGAGACCUGCACAUCAAGGUGUCUGCACGGCCCUACCACCUGCUCCAGGGGCCCAAGCCUGACUUGGUUAUUGGAUAUAACUCCGGCUUUGGUCUAAAGGACACUUGGCUGAGCUUGCUGCCCCGGUUACAGUCCCUCCGAGUGCCGGCCUUCUUCACUGAGAGCAGCGAGUACGGCUGUGUGAUGGAUGACCAGACCAUGGCGGUGGCCACAGGAGGGGGGACCAGCCCUCCACAGCCCAACCCUUUCCGCUCCCCCUUUCGCCUCAGAGCGGCCGACAACUGCAUGCCCUGGUACUGCAACGCCUUCAUCUUCCACCUGGUCUACAAGCCUCCGCAAGGGGGCGCGGCCCGCCCGGCGCCCGGGCCCGCGCCCCCCGCCCCGACUCCUGCGGCUCCUCCCGCCCCAGCCCGCAGGCGCCGAGGAGAAAAGAAACCGGGGCGGGGGUCCCGCAGGCGGAGCUGAGUCCGGAGAGGUAGCAGGCCGCCCCCUCUCCCAACACGUAACAGGCGAGGCCGAGGGGGAGGAUGGUUGGCGGAACACAAAAAGGUAAAUAAAAUUACUUGUUUGAAACCACUGAGACAAACGGUCUUAAUUGGGUCCUUCAACGGGGAGAGGAGAAAAGGAUUUAGGGAUAACAUUUUCCUCCAGCUCUUUUUCAGCUCCUUGACGGCUGCCCCCUCUCUUUCUCGGGAUUCCGACCCUCCUUGGUAAUCCCACACUUCUUCUAACCUGUAAAUUGAUUUGUCAGGGACCCGACCGGAGGCAAGGCAAGACCAAGAAACAAAAAGUGGCUUCUCCCUUGGGGGCAGGGGAGGUAUCCAGCUUCCUGGGAGCACACAGAAGCCUUGGCUUAGAUUCAGUGAAAGAGCUCAGCCACUCAGGUGUCCAAGUUAGAAAUCUCGUGGCCAUCCUUGACUUCACCUUCUCCGUCCUUCACCUUCCAAUAAAGAACC
Molecule: messenger RNA, 4602 nt
Organism: Camelus dromedarius (Arabian camel)
Lineage: Eukaryota; Metazoa; Chordata; Mammalia; Artiodactyla; Camelidae
Product: zinc finger MYND domain-containing protein 15
Exons: 15
Coding region: 1706-4111 (801 amino acids)
Biological process (GO): negative regulation of DNA-templated transcription
Molecular function (GO): histone deacetylase binding
Source: RefSeq, a predicted model, not a curated record